This is a messenger RNA of Scutellospora calospora, 327 nucleotides long. Lineage: Eukaryota; Fungi; Glomeromycota; Glomeromycetes; Diversisporales; Gigasporaceae. The record is from the annotation of a GenBank genome assembly.
AUGGCAACGACAACAAAAACCACAACGGCAACGACAACAAAAACCACAACGGCAAUGACAACAAAAACCACAACGGCAACGACAACAAAAACAACAACGAAAACCACAACAAAAACAACAACGAAAACCACAAUAAAAACAACAACGAAAACCACAAUAAAAACAACAACGAAAACCACAAUGGCAACUACAACAAAAACAACAACAAAAACAACAACGAAAACCACAACGCCAACUACAACAAGAAUGGAAAGAGUGGAAAGAGUGGAAAAAAUAGAUAUGGUGAGAAUACCAAGUCAGACUUUAACGAUAAGAACAAAUUUAUAA